UCCGCGCGCGCGCGCACCCACACACCAGCACACACACACUCGUGCGCACGCACUGAGCGAAGGGGACGCGUGUGUGAAAGACAGAGCCUGUGAAUAAUUCUCAAUCCUUCUGCGACCCGUUCGGCUUUUGGAUGAUCCAUAAUAACCUCUCAUAAUAAUCUAGAAUAAUAAUUAAUAAUCAAUAAUCAUCCGGAUCAACAUGUCCCGCAGAAAGCAGAGCAACCCCCGGCAAAUCAAACGUCCGCUAGAUGGAGGUCUGGAGGAGGAAGAGGAGGAGUGUAUAUCUGAUGCAAAUGAACUUACUGCUAAAGAGGAGUUUUCAGUGGAGGAAAACUUUCCUGCUGACUUUGAACCAGACAGCCUCACCUGUGAGGACAUGGAGUACUUCUGCAGCAAAGGGGAGGAAAACGGCAACAGAGAAAUAGGAGAGACAGAGAUGGAAACAGACAGUGAGAAGACCAGACACCCCCCUCUGGAGCAAGAGGAAUGGGACGGUCCAAGAGAGCUGGACCUGUUCAACAAAGAUGGAGAGCGACGGAUUCACAGCCGCCAGCAGCUUCCUGUAGGAACCACAUGGGGGCCUUUCGAGGGGAAAAUUGAGCUAAACACAGAUGCUCAGUUAGGCCCAAGUUGCCGUUAUGAUCCUUCAGCCGUUAAAGAAAGAGCGGAAAAGAGGAACGUGUUGACCUAA
Molecule: messenger RNA, 691 nt
Organism: Carassius auratus (goldfish)
Lineage: Eukaryota; Metazoa; Chordata; Actinopteri; Cypriniformes; Cyprinidae
Product: zinc finger protein ZFPM2-like
Exons: 5
Coding region: 200-691 (163 amino acids)
Biological process (GO): negative regulation of transcription by RNA polymerase II; positive regulation of transcription by RNA polymerase II; heart development
Cellular component (GO): nucleus
Molecular function (GO): RNA polymerase II-specific DNA-binding transcription factor binding
Source: RefSeq, a predicted model, not a curated record